AUGGCAAAGCGGCCAGCGUCGUCCCGUCGUCGACGACAACAUUUGAAUCCGAUUGAUUUUGGGAGAGCGGUGCCGUCGCGACUGGCUGCCCAUGCCCUCGUGCAUGGGCUGAUACGGCAGGGUUUAACGGCGAAGGCUGCCAAAGAGGUACGCACCUUGAUGGAGGACGGGAUGAAGAUACGAACCAAGACGCUGGAGGCAUGCCUUUUGAGCCUCAACCCAUCAAACCCGCCCAUGCAGACGCACACACAGUUACCUCUGAUCCUGAAGAAGAAACCCGUGCUCCCACUUCCCAAACGAGUCUCUCAAGACCAGGCUGUGGGUCCGGAGGUCCUUCACCUCCGUGGUAGCCUUGUGACCGAUCCCUACACCCGUUUUGCAGUCCGACUUGUUCUCGAAGCUCGCCGUCAAGGCUACAAACGUACCAAGCGUUCGUAUAACAUCGCUGCCCUCCUUGCCCUAGUCCAGGGUGAACUUCUGGUCGCUAGUCUCAUCUAUGCUACGUCCGUGAAGGAUCACAACGCGAACGACACGCCCGCAGCCACCGAAAGCGAGGCGGUUUCUGCCCCACAUGUGACGCACACCUUGCGUUGGCGCAAGGAGCGCGAACGCCUCGCCUCCAGGCCAGUUAUGCAAGCCCUCACGUCAACGAUCCUAUCAACGCUCACUCAACCUCGUACUCCUGAGGGCGACAAUUACCCGUCAUACGACGCGGCGUUUCAGGCUUUGGCGAACCUUGCUUCUCUUAUGGACGAUCAUCUUGUACCAUCGCAAGACUUGGCAACUCUCAUUAGCGCGUUAUCGUCGGCACCCUACGACAAGUCAGCCAAAGUAUGGAUCAGGAAGCGAAACGGACCAGACUGCCAGGUUUACGCCGGUCGGUACUUCGAGCGGGUGCUCGAUCGGUUCAUGGAGUCUCUCCUCGCCGGAGGCGUUCGACCCAUUGGUCCGAUCAGCCUACGUGCUUACAACGCUCUCAUACACUUCGCCCUCCGUCAGCGCUUCUCGCCGUACCUGGCGUCCGCCUUACUUGAACACAUGUCCGCGUGCCGUUCGCCACCGAUCGAGCCUGAUAUCACCACGUUCAACACGAUCAUCCGCGCGUCCACUCUGGCCAGGAAGACCGACACCGCCGAUUCUGUCCUCCGGCUUCUGGUCCAAGCUAGGAACGGCGGUGUUCUCCAACGACUUCCGGAGCAAACCGAACCUAAAUCCGCUCCUCCCGUGGGGGCAGACACAUCGGUUUUCUCGCAAGCCGUGCGGCGCUACCACAACGACGACAUGGACAUCAGCAGGCUUGCCACGUUCUCUCAAUCGCCUGCAGCAGAGAAGAAUCUCCACGUGGACGCCUACACGCUCUCAAUCUACAUCUCCCACUUGGUGGCCACCGGCCGUGCCGAGGUCAUCGGGGACGUGUUGUUCGAAAUCCUCCCAGAGAUCAGCCUCGUCAACCACCCCGCUUGGGGCAAAGCGACGACGUAUGAAGAAAGGCGACACCUGCGCCGACUGAAUCGUCGCGAUGCCAUUCGGCGCGCCGCGCAGCUCGGCCCGUGGUUCUUCACGGCGGUACUCAACGCCCUGCGCAAAGCGGGCAGAGUGGGCCUCACCGAGCGCGUCUGGCGGCUUGCCAAGGACGCGGAGCGGUUUAGCUGGGUCGAGGGCACACGAACGCAACGGGGCGAAGGAGGGAGCGAGGGUCAGAUCAAGCCGUGGUGCCUGCCCGUACACGCUUAUACCGUGAUGAUGCAGUCGUACGUGGACGCCGCG
This is a messenger RNA of Punctularia strigosozonata HHB-11173 SS5, 1767 nucleotides long. RefSeq lists its product as uncharacterized. The transcript is spliced from 2 exons. The annotation marks the transcript as partial. Lineage: Eukaryota; Fungi; Basidiomycota; Agaricomycetes; Corticiales; Punctulariaceae. Gene Ontology annotation, molecular function: protein binding. The record is from RefSeq and is a predicted model, not a curated record.